UUCCUGACACUAAUUUAUAACACUUAUUUAACCCUAGUGGAUAUUUCUUACAGUCUUUCAACUGGAAAGUAUCCUGGAGUUAUAAUGCGUAUAAUAAGUUGGGGUUUCACAAUAUUUUAUGUAUUUGAACAAAUUUCUUUUCUGUGGGCUUAUGGUCAGAAGGCAUUUUUUUCGAAGAAAUCAAAUAUAUUUGGAUUAUUUAUAGUAGCUAUAAUAUUUGUUGUUAAAUUAAUUGAAUUGACUUUGUUGCUUGUCAGCCAUCAAAUGGUACAUAUUUCACAAUUUAGAAUGAUAAUCUGGAAUAUUGUUCGUUUAAGUAAUAUCCUCUUAUUAACACGUACUACAAGACUAAUUGUUCUGUUUCCCUGGACACGGUUAGUUGUUAGUGUUUUAGCUGAUCUGCCAAGUAAUCUAACCCCCGUUUUUGGAAUACUCAUAUCAGCAUUUUACUUUUAUGCAUUAUUGGGAAUGAAUUUAUUCUAUGAUGUUAUUAAAUAUGACAACUCCACAAAUUCGUCAAAUCCGUGA
Messenger RNA from Schistosoma rodhaini, 528 nucleotides. Lineage: Eukaryota; Metazoa; Platyhelminthes; Trematoda; Strigeidida; Schistosomatidae. The record is from the annotation of a GenBank genome assembly.